This is a messenger RNA of Lineus longissimus, 894 nucleotides long. Its product is annotated as vacuolar protein-sorting-associated protein 25-like. Gene Ontology annotation, cellular component: ESCRT II complex. The record is from RefSeq and is a predicted model, not a curated record. Lineage: Eukaryota; Metazoa; Nemertea; Pilidiophora; Heteronemertea; Lineidae. Gene Ontology annotation, molecular function: structural molecule activity; protein homodimerization activity. Gene Ontology annotation, biological process: protein transport to vacuole involved in ubiquitin-dependent protein catabolic process via the multivesicular body sorting pathway. The transcript has 5 exons. Bases 121 to 639 code for a protein of 172 amino acids.
AGUGCUUUCAGAUCUACAGUUUUGGAAAAUUUUACAAACCAAAAUCACUGAAUAAAGAAAAUCUAUUCAUUAUAUUUUGUAGUAAAUGUUACAGUUAGAUUACGAUUACAUUUAAUCACCAUGGAUACAUUUGAUUGGCCGUGGCAGUACAAUUUUCCACCGUUUUUCACAAUCCAGCCAAAUGUAGAUACCAGAAAGAAGCAAUUGGAGGCCUGGUGUAAUUUAGUCCUUGCCUAUUAUCGUCACAAAAAGUUGUACAGUCUAGAUGUCGGAGAGUCGCAAACCAGCCUACUUUUUUCUAACAAAAAACUAGACAGAAAACUCUCAAUAGAUGCAAUCUAUACAAUAUUAGAAGAGCUUUGUAAAAGAGGUAAUGUUGAAUGGAAGGACAAGACCAAGAAGCAAUGCCUGCUGAUGUGGAGGACACCUGACGAAUGGGGCAAGAUGAUGUAUCAAUGGGUGUGCGACAAUGGCAAGAAUAACACAGUGUGUACGUUAUACGAACUUGUCAACGGGGACGAUACGAAUAAUGAAGAGUUUUAUGGGAUGGAAGACUGGCUUUUGGCGCGAUCACUCAAGACUUUACAAGCACAAAACAAGGCCAUCAUGAUGGGUACAGAUGGUGUGAAGUUCUUGUAGGCCAUUUAAAAAUAUCAGCUGACUAUGUUCACUAGAGACGGAAAUUAUCCAUAAUAAUAAGUGAUUACAAAGGUCAUGUAAAUGACAAUGUGGGGCCGAUCUUCGGAAACCUGCUGGAAGAGUUGUCCGGAUCAGGAAGAAUCUUGAAAGGCUUCCUGCCCUCGGGGGCAGUCGGUGAAUUCACCAGGGAAGGAAUGAAGAUAAACCGCUUCUACUGUCAUGACUGUACGGCUAUUGUAAUGUUCACCUUAUUGA